Molecule: messenger RNA, 909 nt
Organism: Vollenhovia emeryi
Lineage: Eukaryota; Metazoa; Arthropoda; Insecta; Hymenoptera; Formicidae
Product: stromelysin-2-like
Exons: 1
Biological process (GO): proteolysis
Cellular component (GO): extracellular matrix
Molecular function (GO): metalloendopeptidase activity; zinc ion binding
Source: RefSeq, a predicted model, not a curated record
AUGACCACAAUGUUCGCACGCAUCAUAGUUACCUGUACAGUAGCUACGAUGCUUAUAUGUGUGUAUAUUGUCGCUGAGUGUAAAGUCAUCAAGAACAAUAAUGAAGUGGCGAUACAGUAUCUGCAGAAAUACGGUUUUUUGAACGAGACGAUGGAUACGUUUGCAACCAGUGAAGAUCAGCUGGUUCUUCGACACGCUAUCAAUCUCUUUCAAGAAUACUACAGAUUACCUGUCACUGGUAAAGUGGACAACGCAACUCUAAGCCUGAUGAGUAAACCGCGAUGCGGUCUACGUGACAUAUUGAAUUUCGGAGAGGGCAAAAUUAUACUUAUACCUAAGUGGCCGAAACGACACUUAACGUGGAAUUUUCACUUGGCCAACAGAGCGGUCUUGGAUACAACUCAGGCGGCGUUCGAUUUGUGGCAAAAACAUUCGUCGCUAACGUUUGAACGUGCUGUUGAAAACCCAAAUAUUCUGAUAUCGUUGCGCAAAGGCCAUCAUAUGUUCCUCGAUCGUCGAAACAGUGAAUUGUGCUCGAGCGCUUUGGACGGCCCCGGCGGCACGUUGGCUCACGCGUUCUAUCCCAAUGGAGCGUCGGAUUUCACGUCGGAGAUUCACGUCGACAAGACGGAACAGUGGCAUAUAUAUCUCAAUGUGGGUCCACAAAACAAAUAUAAUUUGCUGUACGUGUUGACUCAUGAAAUCGAUCAUUCGUUAGGAUUAGAUCAUAGUCACGACACUACGUCGAUAAUAUAUUCAUUCGUACCUGACAGUACUUUUCCUGUCACACUAAACACCGAGGACAUUAUAAACAUACAAAAUUUGUACGGCGCUACGGAUACCGACGUGUUACCGAAAACGACUCCCAGACCGCCACCACCACCACCACCACCGCAGCCAACACCAAGC